Salvia hispanica is the source of this 835-nucleotide messenger RNA. RefSeq names its product GPI-anchored protein LLG1-like. Lineage: Eukaryota; Viridiplantae; Streptophyta; Magnoliopsida; Lamiales; Lamiaceae. The record is from RefSeq and is a predicted model, not a curated record.
CGUUGCAAAAGGCAGGGGGUCGUCUGGGUUGACUCCAACUGACCAUUUUCCACUUUCAAAAUUUAUGCUUUCGAAUGAAAAACGUAGAAGUAGUAGGUUUGUUGUUGUAAGUUAGAGAGAGUUUGCAAUUCCAAGUUUAUUGAGCAUAAACUACUAAUUCAGUGAUGAAUUCAUCCCAUCAGAUCCAACUUGUGUUCUUCCUCUUAAUUUUGGCGGCUCCACUCUCAUGUUCUGUCUUAAUUUCAGAUGCUGUUGUUGGGCACCAAGUUGGGAAUGGAAGGAGUCUCCUUCAGAUUUCGAAACCUUGCCCUGUGGACAUUGAACACCUAAACUAUACUAUCCUAACGAGCAAAUGCAAAGGACCAGAUUACCCUCCGGACCAAUGUUGUUCUGCUUAUAAAGAGUUGGCAUGCCCUAUUGUGGAUCAGCUCAAUGAUGGAAGCAACGAUUGUGCUGAAAAGCUCUUCAGCUACAUCCCCACGGUGGGCCAAUAUCCGGCUUUCUUGUUCAGCAGUAUAUGCCGCGAUGGCAAAGAUGGACUCUACUGCUCCCUGCCACCACCCUCACCCACGUCUAACGUUGCCACUCUUGUCGCAUUAGGACACCCAAUCUUGGUUGGGCUGUUAUUUUUCGCACUCGCGUUUGUGCUAUGAAAACUCAACCUUUGAUCAUGUUUGUGUUGCAGCUUGAUUUGUUUUUCUUUUAUAAAUUAGAAUUUUCUAAAUUUAUUAAGUUGUUUUGGUAUUUAUUUGUUUUCCUAAUCAAUUUAAAUAAGUAUAUGAGAAAUUGUUGAUCAGUAUUUGUUAUUAAUUGGCUUCAAUAUUCUUUUCUGCUA